AUGUGGUGUCGACAGGCCGAGGCGGGAAAGAGGCACAUGCUAUUUCCCCUGAACGUACGGAUACACAGAAUUCCGUACAGCAAGAUUGGUACCAAGUACAUUGUGCCUGACUACUUGGUUGCAUCUGCACCCAUCACCUAUCACGGCAGCGCGCGGGAGGAACAAGUUGAUUCUCGUCUACCCAAUCUCUGGCCUUCCCUCCUGCAGCAGCGUCUCUCGCAUGAAAUUGAAUUUUGGGCUGUUUUAGCGGCGGCAGCACAGCAAAGGGUCUCGUCAAGUUCUCCCAUCCCCCGUGUUCCCCGUGCUGGAUUCGCACCCUUAGUUCCCGUCAGGUUCCUCCAAGUUCCUUCCGUACCUGCGGAUACCUCCUCCCAUCUUAGAGCUAUCCCGCCCAGGCUGUUGCUCCGUCAUAUUCGCUGGGUUCACACGCACACACAGAACACACACACGACACCCACGGCACACAAUAAACUAAACACACUUUUGAACACAUCUUUCCCACUUCCUUGUCUUCCCGUCUUCUCUCUUUUUCUUGUCGGCUUGACGUUUACCGAAUCCAGCAUCUUGGGCACUUUUUUGGGGCCCAGAAUUGAUUUUGCAGUCCGCACCGUUUUCCACCCUACCCUUACCAUCCAUUCCAUUGACAUCCUCUUCAGCCCUUGUACACAUACAGGAUACAGGAUACAACAACCACAGCACGGAACUUCGGUUACCUGGCACUCGCCUCAACUCGUCAGCGCCUCCUUCACCAACUGCGCCGUUCCCUGUUCUAUUCAUAGCCGGCUCCUUGCCAGCCCAGCCCAGCAAGCCAUCCAAACCAACCGCCCCUCCUUGGUCGACCACCACCAUUCACCAAGCAGCGCACUCCUUGAUCGCUUACUUUCAACUUGGCCCCCGACAGCACUCUGCCUGACUGAGCACACGACCUUCCGCCGGCUUGACGCCGCACCCUGGCAGCCCCGACGGCAAUCUCGCGCGCCGCUAGAACCCAGCCUGGCGUCCCUGUUCAGCCGACGAAACAGCGGAGUCGCAAUUUCGACCCCCUCAGUAAUUCCCACCUCCCUUCUCCAGACCAGACCACACCAGGCCAGACCACGCUACGCAUACUCCCUUUUUUGGCACCCUCGCUCCAUGAUACACUUCCGAACCGUCCUCCAUACGUCGUCUGCCGACCAGGGUCUCUCCAACGUACCAACUGACGGGUCCAAAGGGGGUUGGCUCGUCAAGCGCAAAGGAAAAUUAAUCCAGACGGAACUGUGA
Messenger RNA from Colletotrichum lupini, 1260 nucleotides. RefSeq lists its product as uncharacterized. The record is from RefSeq and is a predicted model, not a curated record. The transcript has 8 exons. Lineage: Eukaryota; Fungi; Ascomycota; Sordariomycetes; Glomerellales; Glomerellaceae. The coding region runs from base 1 to 1260 and encodes 419 amino acids.